GAGUAUUGAGCUAAUAGAUAGUCAAGAUGGUUAUUCCCACAUGUUUUUUACACCACCUACUUGGGUUUGUUCUAAUGUGUCUAUAGAAGAGAAGAGGGAAUACACGAACACAUAAAAAAACAGUAAGGAGAUUUGAGGAGAAAACUUAUAUCGCUGGAAUAAGUCGGUCCAAUCACCAGGAACGUUUAUAGAUUAGUUGAGAAAGAUAUCUUUGGAGAUGCUAAAAUUUGAGAGAGAAUGCAGAUCCCUACAACCAAUUCUUAUCAGUUCAAUGCUGCUAAAACAGCCAAAAUCCUUAAUAUUCAGGUUGGAAAGAGAUUGUCCAAGGAUGAGAAGUUUCAACAACUUGCCAUGCAGCGCUAGCUUGAAGCUAUUGAUCCACACCGUAGGUAUUGGCACAAUUUACAUCUCUAUUGCAAUAUCUGGUUCAAAGGACAAAGGCUAUAGCAUUUCUUUUCCUGGUUGGAUGUUGGAGAUGGAAAAGUAUCAAAUCUUGAGAAGUGCUCACAGGACAAUUUGCAAUGGCAAUGCAUCAAAUAUCUAGGACCAGCAAGUUUCAAGUCAUUGAAGAGUAUCAACAAUCUCAAGAGUAGACAUUGCACUUGAAUUUAUUUUUUCAAAUAAUGUAAAGUACUGAACUAAUUAUAGCAUAUUAGCUAGCAUUCUCACGAACACAUAUUAUCAUUCCUCCAAUAGAAAGAGUGAGAAUCAUAUAAAAUCGUGGUUGAAAA
This is a messenger RNA of Olea europaea var. sylvestris, 731 nucleotides long. RefSeq lists its product as uncharacterized. The transcript has 6 exons. The record is from RefSeq and is a predicted model, not a curated record. Bases 218 to 544 code for a protein of 108 amino acids. Lineage: Eukaryota; Viridiplantae; Streptophyta; Magnoliopsida; Lamiales; Oleaceae.